UUCUGUGCAGAUUUUAAAACAAAAGAGAGCUAUCUGGCCUGUAUACUCGGUUUUCAUUGAUUUGUCAUUAUCUUGUAUUGUUUCAACUAAUUGGACACGGAGUUUCAAUUUCCGUUGUGAGUGGUGAGCAAGCAAGAAGAACUUUUAGAAGAAAAAUGAAAGAGUCUGAGGUCAUAGAAGGAGGACUUGGGCCAGAAGGAAAUGCCAAAGCAUCUGAAAAUGGACACAAUCUUCCAGCUUUGGAAGCCAUCAAAGGAAGUCAUGGAUUCAAGGCUUGGGUACAAAAGACUCUCUGGCAUGGUGGUUCUGUGUAUGAUGCAUGGUUCAAUGCUGUAGAAGGCCAGGUUGGCCAAGUCAUUCUCUCAAUGCCAUACUCAUACUCUCAAAUGGGUUUUGGACUUGGGAUUUUUUUCCACUUUCUAUAUGCAAUUAUUGGUAUUUGGACCUGCUAUAUGCUGGCAUGCCUAUAUCUUGAGUACAGAUCUCGCAAGGAAAAGGAAGGUGUUGAUUUCAGAAGACAUGUCAUCCAGUACCAUGAAGUGAUGGGGCAUCUUGUGGGUAAAUGGCUUGGGAAGGUUUCUCUCUUUUUCAAUGUUGUAACAAUGGGGUGUGUAGCAACUGUGCAAAUCAUUGCAUGUGCAAGCAAUGCCUAUUAUUUGAAUUCAAAGUACAACAAGAGGGAAUGGGCAAUUAUAUUUGGUGCUAUGUCUAUGCUAACAUGCCUCCUGCCAAGUUUCCACAAUUUUAGAGUGUGGUCUAUCAUGGGAGUUAUAACAACCACUUACACAUCUUGGUACAUGGUGGUUGCUGGCCUCAUUCAUGGAAAGGUUCCAAAUGUGAAGCAUUCAGCACCCCAAGAUCUUGUGAAGUUCUUCACAGGAACAACCAAUAUAUUGUUUGCAUUUGGAGGUCAUGCUAUUACUGUAGAAAUUAUGCACGCUAUGUGGAGGCCAAAGUCAUACAAAUAUGUGUAUUUAUGUACAGUAGCUUAUGUUAUGACAAUCACCUUGCCUCACUGUAUUAUACUCUACAAAAAUUUUGGAGAUGUGCUUCUGGAUCACUCUAAUGCCUUGUCUGUGUUUCCGAGAACCAUUUUCAGAGACAUUUCCUUAAGUUUCAUGAUUAUCCACCAGGCAGUAGCUUUUGGAAUGUAUGUAAUGCCACUGAAUUUCAUGUGGGAGAAAGUAAUCGGAGUGCACAGUUCUAAAUACUUGAUCAGAGUAAUUAGUCGGUUGCCAGUGUCAAUCCUAUUAUGGUUUUUGGCCUUAUUAGUCCCCUUUUUUGGACCUUUGAAUUCCAUGAUCGGAUCAGUAAUAAUGAGCUUCUCUGUAUUCAUUAUUCCUUGUUUUGCCUACAUCAGGGUUUUCAGAACCCAGAGCUCUAGACAGAAUGCUGCUGAGAAACUAGCAUCUUGGUUGCCGGGGUGGAAUGGAAUUAUGGGUAUAAACAUAAGCAUAAUAGUUUUGAUCGCAGUUCUUGGAUUUUGUUUUGGGAGCUGGGCAAGUAUUUCUAAUCUUGCCCGGCAGGUUAGUUCUUUUGGUUUUUUUGAAAAGUGUUAUCAAUGCGACACUGUAAAAAAGUAAAGCCAUGCUUUGUGUAUGAAGGAUGGUAAUCUUGUAAAUUAUGGGUAGAUCUCAUUUCAGAUACUAUUCUUCUAAGGUGUAUUG
Messenger RNA from Cryptomeria japonica (Japanese cedar), 1667 nucleotides. RefSeq names its product auxin transporter-like protein 3. The record is from RefSeq and is a predicted model, not a curated record. Lineage: Eukaryota; Viridiplantae; Streptophyta; Pinopsida; Cupressales; Cupressaceae. The transcript is spliced from 9 exons. Gene Ontology annotation, cellular component: plasma membrane. The coding region runs from base 156 to 1583 and encodes 475 amino acids.